AUGAGUAUCUUGGCCUCCGUGCUCCCAGGCAGAGCCUCGACUGGCCCGUCCAACCAGCCCUAUAGGCCUGCCCCAAGAGGCGCCGAAACAGGCAAAUAUCUCGCGCCGUCCUUGGCGUUGGACAGCGACGCGGCGGAGUUGCCGCGGUUCCAGCCGGGCGGCGCCACCGGCACGCAUGCGGGCGAAGGCGGCGGCCUCUCGGCGGCCCUGGCGCAGAACCUGCGCUUCUUUCUUCCCAUGGUGAUGGAUUCCGUCAACGAGGUCAGCUACAAAAUCAGCGUGCCCAACUUCAGCACCCUACCGCCGCUCCGCUUGGGCGGCAAGUACAUCACGGACAUGAUCAAGAUCGACUCCAUGACGCCGGGCGACUUGUACGGGGCCCCCAAUCUCAACAAGACGUCGGGCCUCGACAACUACUACUUCGACAGCGACAAGGCGCGGGGCGGCCUUUCCCGCUUCGAGAAGGUGGCGCAGACGGACUUGCCGGACCGCUUUUUCGAGGAGCACAACACCACCGCGUGCUCGACGAAAAUGGGCCUUUUCGCCGCCGUCAGCCGUGCGUGGAUCAUCGUGGACAACAAGUUGCUUUUCUGGAACUACAAGCUCCCCCAGUCGUCGUUCAACAAGGCGCACCAGUUCCUCACCAUCGACCUGGUGCGCCACUCCAUCCUCGCGGUGGACUUGGUGCGGCCGAAAAAGGGCGUUUUCGUCGACGACGCCAACUUCCUUCUCCUCAUCGCCACGACCAUGGAAAUCCAGAUCUUCGUGGUCAAGCACGACGCGGCCACCAACAACAUCGAGAUCUAUAACCCCAAGCUCUCCGUGAACACCCAGGGCCUCAUUGUGAACCGCUUCGUGGCCAACGAAAUCACCAACGACAUCUACUUCUGCGGCGAGGGCAACGGCGUCAAGGUCUGGCGCCUCGACUACUCCAACAACGCGUCGUUCAUCAAGAACAAGUGCGACAAGGUGUGCCUCACCAAGAGCGGGAUCUCGUCGGUCCUUCCCAUUGGCAAGAUCCUGGGCUUCGAUCUUUUCACUCACGAGGCGGAGCACGGCAAAGGAAAGCCACCCGGGGCCGGGAAGCCGAUCGCCACCCCGGAGGCCAUAGUGCAAUUGGAGAUGGACGCUGCCAGAAACGUCUUGUACUCGCUCUCCAACCACUCCGUGAUUCGCGUGUACAAGUUGGCGCUGAACCAGGAGCUGUUUGUGCAACACAGCCUGUUGUCCGCAACUGAGAUCUUCAAGUCGUUGUCUCAGUUGAUCCCCGACUCGGCCAACAUCAAGUCCUUCAACAAGUUCAGGAUCAUGAGCAUCCAAGCAAUCUCACAGAGGGAGUCCGCAAACAUCCUGCUUAUUGCCGUGACCAACUUCGGUAACCGGAUCCUUUUCAAAUUGGGCGCCAGUUCCACGUAUUCCUUCAUGUCCGCCGCCUCGAGAAGCUCCGCCUCAGUCAAGCUUACCGUGGCCAGCAUGAGGUUUCCCCCAACAAGAGAAGAACCCAAAAUGAACCCCGAAUUGGACUCCUACAUCAGAAUCAAGCAAUACGUCGCGCAAAUGGUUGCCAACCAACAAAACUCGGAGCUCUUGAAAAACACCAAAUUCUCCAAGAUCCUCAGUCCAGGCGUGUUUUUGGCCGUCAAGAAAACCAAGAAUAGCGACCGCUUGUUUGUGAGCUCGGUCAACUAUGGUUUUUUGAAACACAACAAUAAGCUAAUUGAAGACGCCGAAUUUUUGCCCGUCGCCACGGAUGGCGGCAAUGAGACUUCCCCUGUUGUCAUCCAUGACAUCGUGCAACUCACUCCUUCCAUGAAUGCGACGGAGACGCCAAGUGGAUACGCUAACAUUCUAGCAUCGCAAUAUACAAAGAAGCCUUUGGAGUUCGCCGUUUUAACGAACUAUGGAAUCAGCGUUUAUCGCUACAGGACGCCUGACCAGAUCAUCAGCUCUUUGGACGACAAAGUCAUCGAGAACUUUAUCGAAGAAAAUGGGUAUGAGGAAACAUGCUCAACCUUGCUUUACUUGGCUUGCUCAGCCAAACAGAAGACCGCUGAUAUCUUGCUUAAAAGAAAGGCUCAGUUGUUAUUUUCACAUGCGGGAAACAAUGCCCGUUUGAUCGAGAGCCAAAGCAGUCAUCCUACACAAGCUCAUGCCUCAAUAAUGCCCUCCGAGUCGCAGCCAAUGGUGGAGCUGGUCGUGUUGAGUGACAGGUUUUACGGCACGUGCUUGCUCAUCUCUAGAUUGUUUAGAGAUAUGUGGAGCGUGAAAGUUUUUGCCCCAUUACCACAUAUUAAAACACUCAAAAAUGGGUCCGUCGAAGUGUCUUCUGUGAAAGAAGACAACCUUUUGAUUGAAGGGGUGACCAUCAACAAACAGCAGGUGGAAUAUCUCAUGGGUUCGGUCAUUGUUCUUCUAGACUUCUUGAAUGAGAACCGUACCAACAUCCCAGGCCUUAAUGCACCUUCGUAUAGCUCAGAUCCUUCGAAGCUUGAAAAUGAGGUGUGUGUUCGUGCCGAACACAUUGCAUUCACAUCCAUUUUGCGGUCAUUGACAUCGAUGAAAGAGGCGUUGUCAUUCUUGAUGGUUUUAAUCGAGGAAACUCAAGUAAACCAGAACAACCACAACGACAUCUUCAAGUUUCUUUCACUCACAAACCAGCUCAAUUUGUUGACAUUGAACCUCAAGGACUUGUUGUUACCAAGUCUUGAGGUCAAAAAUCUCAUCAAAGACUUGUUGUCAUCUAUCAUCAACAAGACAAUCUUGAAGGGUGGCUCGAUUGACUUGAUCGCGUCGUCUUUGCAAGGUCGCUGUGGCUCAUUUUGUUCUAGCGAUGACGUGUACAUUUUCAAGGCCAUCGAAAACCUUACCAGAGCCAAGAAUAUUGGCAACAGGGACAACGAAAUGAGAUUAAAGUGUCUUCGCAAUGCCGUGACGCUCUUUGAACAGGCCAGCGAUUCUCUCACAUUAGAAAACAUCGAAAACUCCAUCGAUAUAAUGUUGUCACUUGACUUCUACAAAGGUGCAGUCGAAUUCUUGUUGAAGCUUGCAAAGAGACUACAAGGUGUAGCAGGUACGCUGUCCACAGUUGUACUCAACACGAGCGAGGAGAACAAUGGCUCGUUUGCCCACAUAAACCUUGAACAGAAAGAAAAGAAACGCUUGCAGCUAUAUGAUUUGAUCUUCAAGAUUCUCGUGAAGCUUGAUGUUAAGGCGAUACAAGUUAAUUCAUCCAACAAUCAACUCAUGAUCAACGAAUUCAUGGAGCUUAGAGACCUGACUUAUGAUACCUGUUUUGCCUCGCCAGACAAAUCGUUCCAGUAUGAGUUCUACCGUUGGUUUAUUAGACAGGGAUGCAGUGAAAGACUUCUCACUGUCAACACCCCUUUUAUUUUGCCAUUCUUAGAAGAAGUGUCUCAAGACGACCUCUCUUUAACAGAACUAUUGUGGUUGUACCACGCGAAAAGAGAGGAAUACUAUCCGGCCGCACGAAUUCUCUAUUUUUUGGCCAUAUCCAACUUCAAAUUACCUUUGAGACAAAGAAUCGAGUAUCUUACCAGAGCUAGCGGAUUUUGCAAUUGCACGUGUCCACCAAGCUUGAGACAAAAUAUAAUCCAGCUUUCGACACUCAUUAAUGAGCUUUUUGAAGUGGCGAACGUGCAAUUGGACCUUUUGACAAUGAUUCAAGCCGACCCACGAGUAAGCGUUGAAAACAGAGAACACGCAACAAACUGCUUAGACAAUAAGAUACAAAAAGCAAGCGAGCUUUUCAAUGAAUACGCGGAUCCUUUGGGGUACUAUGAAAUUUGCUUCAGAAUUUUCUAUGUUUCGGACUACAAGAACCCCGAUGACAUUUUCAAACGGUGGGAGUUGUACUUCGAGAGACUCAAUUACGAGUACACGGAGAAAAAAGAUAAGUCAAAGCCUUUCUGUCUCGUCUUGAGUGAUGCAUUGGUCUCGGUUGGGAGCAAGAUACACAACAACGACUUCGUUUUUCCUGUUGACAAGCUAAUCAAGUUGAUGUGCAAGUACAUCCAAGCCGCCGCAGAGGAAGACGAGAGUUCACAAAAGCCACCGCUUGGAGUUGUCAUCGACACGUUUAGGAGAGCAGGCGUAGCAUACGAAACACUACACGUGACGCUCAAGACGUUGAUCGAGUAUAACUCCCACGACAUGUAUGCUGGCUUCACGAAAUUUUUGAAGGAGAAUGAGAUGUUGUACUUGCUUCAGAGUUGGUAUCGGAGCGACAAGCGGUUGAGAGAGGCCAUACCCGAGGAGGCCAUUGUGACAAUGGCAGAGUACACAACCGCGAGCGACCCCGUCGCGAAAUGGGUCAAGACUCAAGGUGUAUUUAUCUAG
Messenger RNA from Metschnikowia bicuspidata var. bicuspidata NRRL YB-4993, 4356 nucleotides. RefSeq lists its product as uncharacterized. The record is from RefSeq and is a predicted model, not a curated record. Bases 1 to 4356 code for a protein of 1451 amino acids. Lineage: Eukaryota; Fungi; Ascomycota; Pichiomycetes; Serinales; Metschnikowiaceae. Gene Ontology annotation, cellular component: nuclear pore inner ring; nuclear pore. Gene Ontology annotation, biological process: protein import into nucleus; protein localization to nuclear inner membrane; transcription-dependent tethering of RNA polymerase II gene DNA at nuclear periphery. Gene Ontology annotation, molecular function: structural constituent of nuclear pore. The transcript has a single exon.